Dibothriocephalus latus is the source of this 501-nucleotide messenger RNA. Lineage: Eukaryota; Metazoa; Platyhelminthes; Cestoda; Diphyllobothriidea; Diphyllobothriidae. The record is from the annotation of a GenBank genome assembly.
AUGCACAAACUCGACCGAAUAGGUGUUAGUGGAAAUCUCCAGAAGUGGAUUCAAAGCGUCCUACUUGGCCGCUCUCAAACUGUCCAUGCCGCCGACCAGCAGUCGGCAGAAGUUGCGUUCGAGAGCGGUGUUUCCCAAGGCUCUGCCCUUGGCCAUAUACUGUUCCUUAUGUACGUCAACGACUGCGUCCGUGAACUGUAUUGUGAUGUUACUAUGUUUGCCGAUGAUAUUAAGAUUUGGAACAUCAUCAGAAAUGCAGCUGAUGAAGAGCCUUUGCAGUAUCUGCACCAAAUCCAUCCCAUAUACAUGCAGCUCACUUAUGUCGACUACCAACGGAUAGCUGCGAUAGUGGCGAAUUCUCGUGUUUUCUUCGCGUUUAUGACGGCCUCGGAAAUCGGCAAGGGCUUAUCGUGGUCGCAGCAUCGGCAUCUCGAGGAGCUCGAGACCUCUACGACACCUUCCUCCGUGUCCAAGCGGCUAUACGGCCGCUAUCCGUGCUAG